AUGGCUGACCAAUUGAAAUUAUAUCUCUUUGGAGACCAGACCUACGAUCUUCAGACACACCUGAAAGACCUGCUUCAGAAGAGAAACAACCCCGUCGUUGAGAGUUUUCUCGUCAAAUCCUAUGAUGCUGUGCGUGCCGAAAUUUACAAGCUUCCGCCCGUUCUCAGGGAUGCUUAUCCGCGUUUAACAUGUGUCGACGAUUUGAUUCUGUGGAACCAAAGUGGAAAUAGGCUUGUUCCUCUCGACAUGGCUGUUACUAUCAUCUAUCAACUUGGGAUGUUCAUCAGUCAGUCCGACCCUGGUGACUUCUUCGCGGGCAAGACUCUUGCGCUUGGUCUUUGCACCGGAUCCCUAGCAGCGGCGGCCGUAGCAUGCAGCCAUAGCGUGGUAGACCUCGUCCCAUUGGCGGUCAAUGCUGUUGUUGUAGCUUUCAAGACUGGCGUACUUGUCAAUGAAGUUGCCCACCGCGUGGCUUCCCCGGAAGAAUCUGAUCGGAGCUGGUCAGUCCUGAUCCCUGGAUCUAAGAGCUCCGAGGCAAUUCAUGAAUUCUGUGCGCAAACUGCUAUGCCAUUGACGAGCAAGCCAUACAUCAGCGCCCACUCUCCCAACGGGAUCACCGUCAGUGGGCCGCCCAAAUCUCUCGCACGCCUCAAGGAAUCAAGGCAGGGCAAGGAUCUGAUAUUCAAAGAGAUCCCCAUCUAUGCCCCGUACCAUGCACCGCAUCUGUAUUCUAUGUUCGACGUCACCGAACUUAUUGGUGAAUUUGCCUCUGACGAGGUUUCUCAGUGCUUGGAACAAGUUCCUGUCUUUUCAAGCACUGGAGAAAGAGCCACUACACGCAAUUUUGGGUCCCUCCUAGAGUCCGCUGUGAAGCAGAUAUUGCUGCAGACCAUUAGUUGGAGUGAUGUGCUCGGAGAGCUUCAAGCCUAUCUUGAGAGCGCGACCCCACAGUCAUUUAGCGUCGUUCCUAUUGGAAGCACAGCUCAUCAGCUGAUCUACACUGCACUGAAGCAGACGUCGCUACGGACUUUGGUGUCCUCCGGUCAGGCUUCGAAUACAUUGGCUUCCAAUUCUACAACCUUCAAUGCCUCACAUGACAAGUCUAAGCUGGCCAUUAUUGCAAUGUCAGGGCGAUUCCCCGGCGCCAAAGACAACGAGGCAUUCUGGGAUGUUCUCUAUCAGGGCCUGGACAUGCACAAGCCAGUACCAGCUUCUCACUGGGAUGUCAACACACACUUUGACCCCACUGGAAAGAACAAAAAUACUAGCGCAUCCCCAUUUGGAUGCUGGCUUGAUGAUCCAGCUGGAUUUGACGCGCGCUUUUUCAACAUAUCUCCGCGCGAGGCUCCCCAGAUCGAUCCUGCCCAGCGACUAGCCUUGAUGACGGCGUACGAAGCAAUCGAGCAAGCUGGACUUGUUCCGGAUGCUACCCCUUCGACCCGACGUGAUCGUGUUGGUGUCUUCUACGGUGUUACUAGCAACGACUGGAUGGAGACGAACAGUGCACAAAACAUUGACACAUAUUUCAUCCCUGGUGGGAACCGAGCUUUUAUCCCCGGUCGGAUCAACUACUGUUUCAAGUUCAGUGGUCCGAGUUACGCAGUGGACACUGCCUGCUCAUCCAGCUUGGCUGGUAUUCACAUAGCGUGUAACUCCCUUUGGAGAGGAGACAUCGAUACUGCUAUCGCCGGUGGUACUAAUGUUCUGACUAACCCGGAUUUCACGUCUGGUCUUGAUAGGGGUCACUUCCUUUCGCGAACUGGGAAUUGCAAAACAUUCGACGAUGAUGCUGAUGGCUAUUGCCGUGGUGAGGGUAUUGGAACAGUCAUCAUCAAGCGGCUGGACGAUGCCAUCGCUGACAAGGACCCUAUUCUCGGUGUCAUUCUCGGCGCUUCCACAAACCACUCUGCCGAGUCAGAAUCUAUUACCCGGCCUCACUCUGGAGCCCAGCGCGCAAUUUUCAAGAAGAUUCUGAACCAAGCCGCUGUGGAUCCAUACACCGUCAGCUAUGUGGAGAUGCAUGGAACCGGCACUCAAGCAGGCGAUGCCGGUGAGAUGACUAGUGUGUUGGACACUUUUGCCCCGGCGCUCUCGGAAGUCCCUAAGGGCCGGACAGAAGAACAAGCUCUCUACUUGGGCUCAGCAAAGGCAAACAUUGGCCACGGCGAGGCCGCCUCCGGUGUCUCAGCCCUUAUCAAGGUGCUCCUAAUGAUGGAGAAGAAUAUGAUUGUCCCGCACUGUGGAAUCAAGACCAAGAUUAAUUCCAAGUUUCCAACUGAUCUCGAGGAGCGCAAUGUCAAUAUCGCCCUGAAGCCAACAGCAUGGGAGAGAAGCACCGACCCUUCCAAGCCUCGCCGCGUUUUUGUGAACAACUUUAGUGCAGCCGGCGGCAACUCAGCACUCUUGAUUGAAGACGCCCCGAUUCCGAAGCAGCUGCCACUCGCACCUGCUGAUCCCAAAACUGUGCAUCUCGUCGCCGUAUCGGCCAAAGCUGGGAACUCUCUCCAGGGCAACUUGAGCUCUCUUCUUGAUUACUUAAAGCAGAAUCCCGAAGUCUCUUUGGGUGAGCUGUCUUACACUACCACAGCCCGUCGGAUGCAUCAUAAACAUCGUGUUAUGCUUUCUGGCUCAAAUGUGACCAAUAUCUGCACCCAGAUCGAGACUGCACUGCGGGACAAUCUGGGGAUGACCAGGCCAAAGAGUGCCCCGAAGGUUGUGUUUACCUUUACUGGCCAGGGCGCCCAGUAUCCGGGAAUGGGAAAGGAUUUGUUCGAAACAUUCUCCAUCUUCCGCACCGAGAUCGCCCGACUCGAUCAGAUUGCACAGAGCCUCGGAUUCCCGUCUUUCCUACCUGUCAUACAAUCCGAUGAGACAGACAUCGGCGUAUUUGGCCCGACUGCUGUCCAGUUGGCCAGUGUCUGUAUGCAGAUUGCGCUUAGCAAACUAUGGGCAUCGUGGAACAUUUUCCCCACUGCUGUUGUUGGUCAUAGUCUCGGUGAGUAUGCCGCGCUGAAUGUCGCAGGGGUACUUUUGGAUGCAGACACUAUCUAUCUCGUUGGAAAGCGAGCUGAGAUGCUCCAGGAGAAGUGCACCCGCGAUACUCACGCCAUGCUUGUUGUCCGGGGCUCAGUAGAACAGAUUGCCGAAAUCCUCAAAGAUCAAGACUACGAAACGGCCUGCAUUAACUCCCCUGUUGAGACUGUGCUUGCUGGAACAAAGGAAAAGGUUCUUACCUUCAAGGAUGCUCUUACUGACGCCAACAUGAAGUCCACCCUGCUGAAGGUCCCUUAUGCCUUCCACUCCUCGCAGAUCGACCCCAUCAUGGCCGAUUUUGCGGAGGUCGCCAAGGGCGUCACAUUCUUCAAGUCCAAGAUUCCAGUUUUGUGCCCAUUGAAAGGAACUGUGGCUACAGAAAAUGAGUUCAACCCUGCUUACCUUUCCCUUCAUGCCCGCAAGCCAGUCAACAUGUUCAAAGCGCUCCAGGCUGGCUACAACAGCGGUCUUCUGACUGAACAAACCAUAACCAUCGAGAUUGGUCCUCACCCGGCCAUCUCUGGUAUGGUUAAAGCUGUUUUAGGAUCGCAGAUGAUUACUCUCGCAUCUGCACAACGUGCGCAUUCAAUGUCGCAGGUCCUUACAACCGCAUUGAAGACUCUUUAUACCGCAGGUGCCGAUAUCAAUUGGGCUGAUUACCAGCGUGAUUUCAAGUACUUCCACAAAGUCCUUCGUAUUCCAGCAUACAGUUGGGAUCUGAAAGAAUUCUGGAUGCAAUAUGUGAAUGACUGGUCGCUACGCAAGGGUGACCCGCCCAUGACGGUUACCGCUGGGCCAAGCCUGGAAAGCACAACCAUCCACCGCAUUAUGGAGGAGUCUGGCGACUCGGUCAAGACCAAGAUUGUCGUCGAGGCUGAUAUUGCACGCAAGGAUCUCAGCCCACUGGUUCAAGGCCAUGAAGUUGAUGGAAUUCCUCUCUGCACGCCAUCAGUCUAUGCGGACAUUGCCUUGACCCUGGGUACCUAUCUUCUCAACCGCUAUCACCCUGCCCAAGAGAAUAAUUUGGUUGAUGUAUCGGACAUGACUAUCUCGAAGGCUCUGAUCCUCAAGAAUGGAGCAACAGAGCAGCUUCUCCAGGCCCAUGGCGAGGCGGACUGGGCGUCUCAAUCCGUACUGGUCAAAUUCAUGUCAUUUGAUAGCAAGGGGAAACUUCAGGAGCACUCCCGCUGCAUUAUUCGAUUCAAGGACCGUAGUCUUCAGAAGUCUCUCCAGAAUGCCGCUGGGGAAGUCAAAGCUAAGAUGCAAGCUUUGCGGGAUGGUAUCGCUCGUGAGACAACUGCCCGCUUCAACCGUCCGAUGGUGUAUCGCGCUAUUCGUCCUCUCGCUCGCUUCCACGAUGACUACCGAGCUAUUGAUGAGGUUGUGCUCAACAGUAAAACCCUGGAGGCUUCAUCACGUCUCAGCUAUGGUACUGUCAAGAGGGGUGGUCAGUACCACACUCAUCCAGCUAUUAUUGACUCCCUCACGCAGUCUUGCGGUUUUACUAUGAACUGUAAUGACCGCACAGACCUUGACAACGAGGUAUACAUGAACCACGGCUGGGGCUCGCUCCAGCUCUUUGAGCCAAUUGACUUUGACAGGUCGUACACCACCUACACCCGCAUGGAGGAAGGCAAAGAUAAGUUGUGGCAUGGUGAUGUUGUCAUCUUCGACGGUGACAGAGUCGUUGCUUUCUUCGGACAAAUUUCGAUUCAAGGCGUUCCCCGCCGGGUGCUGAAGGUUAUUCUGUCUCUUGAGAGCGGCGCAAAGUCACAGAAACCGCAGCAGCCAGUCAAAGCAAAGCCAGCUUCUACUACUGCUCCAGCUCCUAUUGCCGCUAGCGCCCCUGCGCCCCAGCCCUCCCAGUUCCUAGCAGCGUUAGUGAUUAUUGCGGAUGAGAGUGGAAUCUCUAUCGAUGACUUGUCCGAUAGUACCGUUUUCGGUGAUGUUGGUAUCGAUUCCCUUCUGGGGCUCACUAUCUCAGCCCGCUUCAAGGAGGAGCUUGAUCUUGACCUAGACUUCAAUGCUUUCUUCUUCGAGUAUCCCACCGUUGGCGAUCUCAAGAGAUUACUGGGCGGAUCCAACUCUAGUCCCACAGUCCAUCCCUCCGCACCGUCGACUGUGUCCAGUGAAGACGGCAUAAGCACACCCAACAGUGAAGGAACAGGCGCCACUACACCCAUUAUAUGUGAGAAUAAGGUUGAUAUGAAGCAUGCGCUGAGUAUCAUUUCCGAAGAGAGCGGUGUUGCCAUGGAUGAGCUUACUGAUGACACCAACUUCGCUGAUUCUGGUGUGGACUCUCUUUUGUCUCUCGUUAUCGUGAGUCGGUUCCGAGAGGAGCUGGAUUUGGAUAUUCAGCAUGAGUCCCUAUUCCUUGAAUGUCCUACUGUGGCCGAUUUGAGACAGCUGCUAGUGGGCGAUCCAACUAUCAAUGGGCCUGCUCAGGAGCAGUCAUCGACCCCUAUGCCUCCAAUCCAACAAAAUAUCGAGCCCAUAGUCCCAGAUCAGCAUCAAGCGCUUGACCCAAUUGCCCUGGCUGUCCGGAGAAAGAUAGUUACUGAUUAUGUGGACAAGUACACUGCUGGCUUUUCUGUCCCUAAGCCUUCUUCUUCAGCCGUUGCACCAUCACCAGACAAGAAGAUUAUCAUGGUGACUGGAGCAUCCGGUAGCCUGGGAAGCAACCUUGUUUAUCACCUGGCUCAGCUUCCAGAUGUGGCAAAAGUUGUCUGCCUGAACCGCGAGAAUCGAGCUGAGCCCGAGAUUCGCCAGCAAAAGGCUAUGCGUGGAAAAGGAAUCCGAUUCCCAGAGGCCCUCAAGUAUAAGCUCGUUGUUCUACAAACUGACAGUGCCAAGCCUAUGCUGGGACUGACAAAGACUCAGUACGAUGACCUCACAGGCUCUGUCACUCACCUUAUUCACCAAGCGUGGCCCAUGAGCGCUAAGCGUGCGCUAUCUGGGUUCGAGUCACAGUUCCAAGUCAUGCGCAAUCUGAUUGAUUUUGCGUGCGACAGCAGCUCCCAGCGUCCUGCCUCUUUCAAGUUCAGCUUCCAGAUGGUUUCCUCUGUCGGUGUCGUGGGUCACUACCGCCUUGGUGACAAGCAGGAAAGAAUCAUGGUCCCGGAAGAAAGUGUCGACAUCGACAGUGCUCUGACCAACGGCUACGGAGAAGCCAAAUGGGGCUGUGAGUUGAUGCUGAGCCGUACUAUCCAGCAACAUGCCGAUCGAUUCCGCACGAUGGUUGUCCGUUUGGGACAGAUUGCUGGAUCUAGUACCAGCGGCUACUGGAAUCCCAUGGAGCAUUUCGGAUUCCUUAUCAAGUCGUCCCAAACUCUCAACGCGCUUCCUGAUGCUCCUGGCACGGUGUUUUGGACCUCAGUGAACGAGAUUGCAGGCACUUUGUCUGAUCUUGUCCUCGCUGAGAACAAUCCCCAUCCAAUCUACCACAUUGAGAAUCCGGUUGGCCAACCCUGGAAAGAGGUAAAUGCCAUAUUGGCUGAUGCUCUGGGCAUUAAGGAUCUGAUUCCCUUCGACGAAUGGGUUGCUCGCGUGAAGGCUGCACCUCAGCGCAACAACCCCGCUUCCACACUGUUGGAGUUCCUGGACAGCAACUACCUUCGUAUGUCCUGCGGUGGACUUGUUCUGGAUGUUAAGAACACGCUUGAGCAUUCCAAGACCCUGGCUGCCGUGGGGCCUGUGAGCGAGGAAGUUGUGAGAAAAUAUAUUCAUAUCUGGAAGGAGAUUGGUUUCUUGAGCUCGUGA
Messenger RNA from Penicillium coprophilum, 6792 nucleotides. Its product is annotated as Acyl transferase/acyl hydrolase/lysophospholipase. Lineage: Eukaryota; Fungi; Ascomycota; Eurotiomycetes; Eurotiales; Aspergillaceae. The transcript has 5 exons. Gene Ontology annotation, molecular function: fatty acid synthase activity; 3-oxoacyl-[acyl-carrier-protein] synthase activity; phosphopantetheine binding. The record is from RefSeq and is a predicted model, not a curated record. Gene Ontology annotation, biological process: secondary metabolite biosynthetic process; fatty acid biosynthetic process. Bases 1 to 6792 code for a protein of 2263 amino acids.